GCGGGCCAUGUGGGGGCCCGGGGUCACAGCCGAGGGCCUGUCGGUGGCGCCCGCACCGCCGCCGCUGCUGCCGCUACUGCUACUGCUGACGCUGGCGCUCGUGGCGCCCUCGCGGGGCGGCGGGGGCUGCGCGGACCUGGCGUGUGGCGAGCGGGAGCGCUGCUGCGACGCGGCCAACGCCACAGCGGUGCGCUGCUGCAAGCUGCCGCUGCACGCCUUCCUCGACAACGUGGGCUGGUUCGUCCGCAAGCUCUCGGGGCUGCUUAUCCUGCUAGUGCUCUUCGCCAUCGGCUACUUCCUGCAGCGCAUCAUCUGCCCCAGCCCACGCAGGUACCCGCGCGGUCAGGCGCGGCCCGGGCAAGCACGGCCCGGGCCGCCGGGGGGCGCGGGGCCGCCGGGGGCCGCGGGGCCGCCCGACGACGACGACGACUCGCCCGCGCUAAUGCGCGACGAGGCGGCUGCAGGCUCCCAGGACUCACUGCUGGACAGUGGAGGCGGGGGCCGGGGAGGCGGAGGGCGCUCGGCCCCCUCCUGCGCCUCCGAGCACGAGCUUCGCGUAGUCUCGCCGGUCUUCCUGCAGCUGCCCAGCUACGAGGAGGUCAAGUACCUGCCCACCUACGAGGAGUCCAUGCGGCUGCAGCAGCUCAGCCCCGGGGAGGUCGUGCUGCCCGUGUCGGUGCUUGGCCGCCCACGAGGCGGCGGCGCCGGGGAGUCAGACGGCGGGGAGGGCCGCUUCCCGCUCAUCUGAGCGUCUACGGCCGCUCGAGGACCGCGCGGACAGAACGGGGCUAGGUGGGCUGCGGGUGGGACGCAACGGCCGAGGUGGUACCUGCCACCGCCAACUGCCUCAGACCCCGCCUGGUACCUGGGCCGAAUCGCCAGUCGCUCGGCGACUGGGCUGGAGUCACUCCCGUUUCCCCCCCGCCCCCGCCCCGUUCCUCCCCCCCCCCCCCCCCCCCGAGAUCUUAAGUUUCCCUACGUUUCAUUCGGUUCAAGGAAACGUUAGGCGCGCGCGGCGGGGGCCACAGCAGCGGACAACCCAGGAGCGCAACUUCGAAGACCGUCCCUACCCUCAGCCUCUGCUCAGACUGUGUUCACUCGAAUGACUCUGGAACCAUGUGAAGAGCUGCAGGACUCGAUCAUCACUUGGACGGUGCCCUGUGAACAGCUCUCAACUGACUAACAAAUAGCCGCUCGGCUGAUAGACGGCAGUUUCAUCAUGAACACACAACAUUCUGUUUGGAAGGCCACCACCCUGACUAAAAAAGAUGCAAAUGCUCAGAGUACUAUAAAAGAAGUGGAGCAGAAGAUAUUGCACAGAUUUGGACCACUGAAUCACAUUUCUUCAGACUAAGGAACACACUUUACAGUCCAUCAUAUCCAACAAUAGGCAGAGAGAUAUAGUAGUCCGCCUUUAUCCGCAGGGGUAUGUUCUGAGACCCUCAAUGCAUACCUGAAAGUGUGUGGUCCCUGGGCCAAGGCUGCAACUAUAUUGCUGGAAGCAGGAAUGAUUCCUAAGCAACAAAUUGUUUAAAAAUAUUUAUAUCAGAAUUCCCAAGGGCCUGAUGGGUGAGCUGUGCUUUCACUCUAUCUGGCAACAUUGGGGCUAAUGAAUCCAGUUAUAUUGCCUAUUGGUAGAAAUAGCCCACUAGUCCUGUACCUGUAUAACCCUACCCUCUAUGAAUGGGAGUAGACUGUGGGGUAGGCCUUUGCUAGACUUGUAUUGUUGUCUGCAAGCUAGACCAGCAAAGUGGCUGAACCUAAGGUCCCUUCCAAAGGUGAAAAGGUUUGGGUAUAAAUGGAGAGGAGGAAUAGUGGCGAAGAAUAAAGGUAUGAAUAAAUGUGU
This is a messenger RNA of Felis catus (domestic cat), 1846 nucleotides long. It is a transcript of the gene CC2H3orf80, whose product is annotated as chromosome C2 C3orf80 homolog. The record is from RefSeq and is a predicted model, not a curated record. The transcript has 4 exons. NCBI's taxonomy places the organism in Eukaryota, Metazoa, Chordata, Mammalia, Carnivora, Felidae. Bases 8 to 748 code for a protein of 246 amino acids.